AUGUCUGGCGGCACAGCGAGGAAGAUCCAGCCGUUCACCAUUAGCACCAAGCUUUCCCUUCCAAAGUGUUCCUCGGACUUCCCAGGCGACAGCUGUCCUGGCAUCCCCGUAGCUGCUCUGGACAACCGUGUCUUGCACCAGAACCUCAACGAGCGGGUGUCUCUGUAUUUGGCUCAGGCUUCCCCAGAGCCCCCUGAGGGGAGAUUCGACAGCGCAAGCCCUACGGAGGAGGGGGCCACCCAUGAAGACCAUGUCAACCGCAACUCGCUGUCCCGUUCCAUCAAGAAGAUCACCCUGUCCAACUGGGGACAACAUGGGGAACCUUGUUUAGGGGAGGAAGGGAUGCUCAGGGACCCUGCUCAUGCCAGCUGCGAGAGGAACUUCAACAACAACAACUGCAGAACAGGGGAAGCACAGUUCAAGGCUGAGAAGUGGGUACAAAUGAAACUCCGGGACCUGAAGGACGGUUGCAGUAUUCAGAAAUGGGAGCAAGUGCCUCAGACUUUGCAAAGAGACAUGAAGGACUUUGAGAACACAAUAAUCAAACUAAACCAGAUGGGUGAGCAACUCCUGGUCCAGUCCUCUCCCACUGCAGAGACGAUGAGGAGACAACUGCAGACUCUGCGGGAGCAGUGGCAUUUGCUGAAGCAGAUGGCAGCCAAUCAUAGCAAAGCAACAGGCGGUCUGCGAACCUUACAAGAGUUCAACCACACAGCUGAGCAACUGGAAGCUUGGAUCAGGCGGAAGGAAGAGAAACCUCUGCUAGCGGCUCUACUGCAUGAGAAUGCAGACAAGAUCCAGCUCACCCGGCGGAUCCUUGAUUUAAAACAGGAGGAGCAGCGAUUCCAGGUCCUGCAUGAGGAAAUGAACAAUCUGGCUCACAAGCUUGAGAAACAAGGGAAGAGCGAGAGCAGGAACGUCGUGGCUCGGCGCAAGCACAUCAAUAAAAUGUGGCUGCAUCUCCAAGGGACACUGAAGGAGCAUCAUGAGAUGCUGCAACUGGCUCUGGAGGCUGCUGCCUUCCUCCAGCAAGCAGAUGUGCUCCUAGAGGCGAUCCAUGCUAAGUGGAGGAGUCACUGUGGAGUGGGGAAGCAAAGAAAACCUGAGCCCGGCCUGGACCUAGACGUUAGGGAUAUUGCCAGCCAGGUCAUGAUGCUGGAUGUCACUGUGUCCCAGCUCACUAGCCUGCAUCCCAGCCUGAUAGCACGAGUCUCUCUCAAGCACCAAGAUGUCAAGGAGAGCUGGGCCCAGCUCCAGCAGCUGCUAAGUGACAAUGAGAGCUACACAGAGAAUGAUCCCUAUGUGGAAGGGGCCUUUGUCUUGUUGGACCAGAUACAGUAG
Messenger RNA from Euleptes europaea (tarantolino), 1341 nucleotides. RefSeq names its product spectrin alpha chain, non-erythrocytic 1-like. Bases 1 to 1341 code for a protein of 446 amino acids. Gene Ontology annotation, cellular component: cell projection; plasma membrane; cell junction. The transcript has 9 exons. The record is from RefSeq and is a predicted model, not a curated record. NCBI's taxonomy places the organism in Eukaryota, Metazoa, Chordata, Lepidosauria, Squamata, Sphaerodactylidae. Gene Ontology annotation, biological process: actin cytoskeleton organization. Gene Ontology annotation, molecular function: actin filament binding.